GAUUUUUGAAUUUUUUCCUUCUGCUCGUGCUUCCACUCCUUCUUUGGCUCUCUGAGGCGGUCUAUGCUGUGACUUGCAGCUCAGCGUGCAGCGUUUUAGUACUACAUCCCCAUUACGACAUUCCUGAACACUCUUACAGAUGAGAAAAAUCCAAGACGCACCGCACAGCUGAUACAGUUGCACGAGAGACCACCCCCCCACUCCCCGAACAAGGCUUUUAAACCAGAUUACACCCACUGUUCUGGCCUGAAUUUUCUUCUAUGGUUUCUCUCCGUCUUUUGUCCGAACCGAACUAGCUAAAGGGAAACACAAGAAAGAAACCUACAUGAAGACCACAGAUCUGCAGCCCUCCUGUCCUGUUCACCGCCCCAGCAGCUAUGGCGGAGUGCGAGAUUCCUCCAGCCCAGACGGCACCAGCACCGACACCAGUCCCACGUCGCUCGUCUUCGCGAACCUCCUCCUCUUCCCGACACAGCCAGAAGGCUAGAACCGUCCGCGCCCGCUCCCAGAAGCGUCAUUCCGCCUCCUCCAGCGCGACCACGACCGACCUCACCUCCUUCCCAUCCCUUUCCCCGCCCGACCGCUCCGUGGACGGCUUCCUCGGCCAACCGGCGCUCAAUCGCGCGCUGACGAACGCGUUGCUGGACCGCGAUAAUAGCCUCACCGACAUUGCACACACCGGGGACACCACACGCGAUCGGAGAGCCACCCUGGCCAAAUUGACGAGCACCUCAUCCACCCACAGCGCGUCGGGGCGCGCCGCCCUCUUCGGCGACUCGGUGCCCAUCCGGGACUUUCCCGGGGCGCUCCACCUGGCGGACGAUGCACAUAUUGAACGUCUCAUCGCGACCACGGGGGCAGUCAAGCUGGUACGGCAGUUUGCACGGGACCUGGCGCAGCGCGAUGCGGAGAUCUCGGCACUCCGCCAGCGCGCGGACGCGCGGGAGCGCGAGUUGAAGAGGAUGCUGCGUGAGGUCUCGGUUUCGAAUCAGGACAUUGAGCUUCGGCUGUAUGCCCUGGAGAAUCGGCCCGUGAACCCCGAGAGUGCGAGGGAUAAGGAGAACGGCUCCGCGACUGCAGAACAGAGCGGGAGCUCGUCCUCAAGUGUGCAUGGACUGAUGCAGCAGGCGAUGGAUGAGGGGUUGGGGUUGCAUGGACCGGAGGAGAUGGGCACGGAAGCGGGGCCGGAGAAUGCGCAGCAGGCCACGGUUCGCGCGCCACAGCGUUCGCUCGAGAGUGAUGCGCGCUCGGGCCACUCGAGUCUCGACUCCAAUUCGAACCGCAAGCGGCAAAGCUCGAUUCGGAGCUGGGGCGAUUUCAUUUUCGGCGGCACCUUGGGCAGUCGGAAGACGAGCCGCGCCAGCAGUGUGAUGAGCGGUGCCGACGAGGAGACCCAGCGGCCUCGGAAUGCGAGUAACCCGUCAGGCCGCCGCAAAGCUCUCGACGACCAGCUGUUCCAACCUCCAGACGAGCCAAGUGGACCCGGGGCGGCUGAGGUCGUCGGACGGCGUCUCGCGGCAGCUAACGGCGAUGAUGCUAGUGUCCACUCGCGCAAAUCCUCCAAGUCGCUGUCGUCGUGGACGGUUAAGUUAUUUGCUGGGAAUGCGCAAUCGAGCAAAGAUGAGGCGAAUGCGGAGGAUGCACGCGGAAGAGCUCUGUCGAUCAACCGUGACGCGAGCAAGGCUGCGCCGCCCGCCACCUCGGCAGUGGCGGCCCUGAAGCGAAUCAAUAGCAAUGUCAGCAUUCAAGGUGCGCCGGGACGGUCCCCUGGGCCCAGUGCCUUGUCUAAAGUCAGCCAGGCGGGUCGGAGACAGGGCUCGUCCAGUGUCUCCCAGGGUGCGAGCUCGGAGGCUGCCACCAAAAAUGCCACCAAUCUCGGGCCUGUGGAGAUGGAUGCUAUUCUGCCGCUCGAGUCUCGACCUCCGACCCUGGCGAACAUUUACAACAACUACCAGUCGGGUGAUCUAUUGACAGACCGGUUCGGGUUCAUCUACGAUCAAAGUCGGAAGAGGCGACAGAGGGAAGCUAGCGAUCUGAGAAAGGCCGGCCCGGCGGGCAACCGGCUGAGCAUCGCGGAGACCCUGAACAGCCUCCGCAGUGAGGCUUCGGAUGGAGAUGAUGGCUCUGAAUAUCGAAGUCUACUGCAAUCCAGCACAGGCAACAGGUCUUCCCCAGCGUCUUUAUCUCCCGAGAAUGCUGAAGCUGGGGCUAUCGCGGUCGGGCGAUGGCAGGAUUAUUUGGUCGUGCCAACGGCGCCGACUGAGUUGCUUUCACACACCCCGUCCGCUGGUCCCAUCAUCUCCCUGACCACUGCCGGCGACACUCAGCCUCGCAGUACUGCGGUGGCCAUCGACAAGCGGGGUUCCGUCUCAGUCAGUCCCAAUGCUCAACCAUCUGCGUCUACCUCGGCAGUGGUUGCCGAUCGCCCCGAGUUUGCCGGACUGUCCUCUGAUGAGUCUGCUGCACUGGCUGCCAAUGAGAAUGAGCCGGUUAAACUGCUGCUCGAGCAGCUGACGGAUCUUCACGACUCUCUACAACGAGAUAGAACGGUGAGAUGGAACGAGUUUCUGCGCAAAGUGCGCGCCGAACGCCGGAAGGAUGGGGAAGCCGCGGCCGCGGCCGCUGCGGCCUCGGACCGCCCUUUGCAGUCUGUCGACACCCCCGAGGCGUCCUUGGCGGAUGGCGAGAUGGUGGGUAUCUCUGGGCUGGGUAACAAGGGCAAAGUCGGCCGUGCUAAAUGGCGGGAGUUUCGGGCUCUUGUGCUUGGAGGGAUCCCCGUCGCUCUUCGAGCCAAGAUCUGGUCCGAAUGCAGCGGGGCGUCCUCGAUGCGGGUGCCUGGGUACUAUGGUGAUCUAGUCCGCGGGAUCGGUGGUACUGAUCCCGAUCCUUCGGUCGUGUCCCAGAUCGAAAUGGAUAUCAACCGGACGCUGACGGACAAUGUCUUCUUUCGCAAAGGCCCCGGGGUGGAGAAACUCAAAGAGGUCCUGCUUGCCUAUUCUCGUCGUAACCCAGAAGUCGGAUACUGUCAGGGAAUGAACCUGAUUGCCGCCUCUCUGCUGCUCGUCACACCCACCGCUGAGGAUACUUUCUGGCUUCUUGCGUCCAUGAUCGAGGUCAUUCUGCCUGAGCAUUAUUACGACCAUGGUCUGCUCGCGUCUCGUGCGGAUCAGGUGGUAUUACGGCGGUACAUCUCGGAGGUUCUACCCAAGCUGUCAGCGCACCUCGAAAGCUUGAAUGUUGAGCUGGAGGCUCUGACUUUCCAGUGGUUCCUUUCCGUCUUCACCGACUGUCUUUCUGCCGAAGCGCUGUAUCGGGUGUGGGAUGUCGUCCUAUGUCUUAACGUGACCAGCUCAUUCACUCCCACGAACGCCUCGGCAUCGACCGUCCGCGACAGCAAUGAUGCCAACUCCACCAAUGCGACCAACGUCUCCAGCAGUGGCAACGGCGGCGGCAGCACCUUUUUGUUCCAGGUCGCUCUCGCAUUGCUGAAACUGAACGAACAGCAGCUUCUCACGACCUGUUCCACGCCCGCCGAACUCUACACCUAUAUCAACCAUCAGAUGACCAACCACGCCAUUAGUAUCGACGGCCUGAUUCAGGCCAGCGAUGCGCUGCGCAACGUCAUCCGCCGAGAAGAGGUGGUGGCCCGUCGCGCCGACGCUCUUCGGGAGAUGCAGGAAUUUCCGGGGGGUCGCCCAGCUUCUGCCGCCGAAGACACUGGCAGUCAAGAUGCAUGAAGCCGUCGUCAACUGGCUCCGUCCAGACGACCUGUAACAAUCCAAUCCAUGUCAUAUUACAAAUUGCAUCCAUUCCUACAGAGCAGAAAAGAGCGAGAACAGCAUUGCCCUCGCCCUUUGUUCUUGCUGUAACGUCCAUUUGCCUCCGAAUUACGCUUCGUGUCUGCACCUACCGACUCAUUUUCUGCACAGCUCGAUACCACCAUUAGAUAUGUCUUUCAUUGUGAGCCCUGGGUCUUUGCCUUUGCAUCGUCAUUGUUUCAUAGAUUGGUUUACUUUUGAGUGUUUUCUUGGAGUGUUCGGAAAGACCUUAUGUUACUUAUUCCACGAAGUUGAUAUGCUCGAUGCUGUGCUUUAUAGACUUGACCUGAUCAUUCAUACCGUUCACUCCUUCUCUG
Molecule: messenger RNA, 4135 nt
Organism: Aspergillus saccharolyticus JOP 1030-1
Lineage: Eukaryota; Fungi; Ascomycota; Eurotiomycetes; Eurotiales; Aspergillaceae
Product: TBC domain-containing protein
Exons: 1
Coding region: 378-3737 (1119 amino acids)
Source: RefSeq, a predicted model, not a curated record